Molecule: messenger RNA, 3183 nt
Organism: Drosophila willistoni
Lineage: Eukaryota; Metazoa; Arthropoda; Insecta; Diptera; Drosophilidae
Exons: 5
Coding region: 10-3183 (1057 amino acids)
Cellular component (GO): cytoplasm
Molecular function (GO): guanyl-nucleotide exchange factor activity
Source: RefSeq, a predicted model, not a curated record
UUGAAAAGCAUGGAUAUACCCAGCAGCGGCGCCAUUUUCACCUUGGGCAAAUCCCAUUUGGCUGAAAAUACUCAAAGUUAUUUCUAUAUCAAAAAUGAUCCGGUUAAACGCUUGAUAUCCGGUCCACAUCAAAGUGCUGUUAUAUGCGAAUCUGGCCGUCUAUUUGUUUGGGGCGAGAAUCACUAUGGCCAGUUGGGCAUUGGUGGACAUGGCAGCAGCAGUAGCAGCAGCAGCGUCAAGAACAAUAACAACAACAGCAAUACCGGCGACAUAGUCACUAAACCAACAUGCGUUAAGGCCUUGAAAACAUUGGGCUUAAAGAUUUGCGAUGCCGCCUUUGGUAACAAUUGGGCCGUAAUGCUAACACAUUCAAAUGAGAUUUUCUUUACGGGACGCAACAUUUUUCCCAUGGACACGCAUGUGGCACAGCAUUUUAUAGCGGCCCAAGUGGAACAAGUGGAAUGUUUUCUAAUACGAAAACCCUUUCGUUUGGAGGAAUUUGAUGAUUAUCUAUCGAAGAACGAGGAGACGGAUAACUUUAUAACCGUGCAGGCGGGCAAUGAACAUUUUGUAGUCAUGACUACAACUGGUCGUCUAAUUGGUUGCGGUUCAAAUGAUCAUCAGCAGCUGGGUGAUCUGGAGUCGGACUAUGAUGGUCAUCCGGUGGAGAUUAAGUUGGAUGCCACAAUUCAGCAGUUUGCUUGUGGCCCGGAAUCAACUUUGGUAUUGACAGCUAGUGGAAAUCUCUUUCUCACGGGACGUUUGAAUGAAUUUGUUUUUCCCAAAUUCACGGAGCUACAGAAAAAUCUUUCCCAGACGGAACAAAUCAUCUUUAUGCAUAUAUCAAAGACAAGUGAGAUUUAUAUAGUAACCAAUGUGGGCAAUAUCUAUCGCAGUUUCGAGUCGGUGAGAAACAAGAGUUUGGUCUUUCAACGUUUCUAUGACUAUGACAGCGAAGAGAAUGGUCCCAUUUGGAAGCUGCUAAAGGGUUUCUCCUUCUAUGCGGUGCUAAGUAAGGCAAAUAAAUUUUUCACUACCUUCUCGGAGAGUGGACAUCAUUUGAAAACGUUUCGGGAAAUAUCGAAAUUUAAGAAUCUUCGACUCUUGGACAUUGCUGUGGGGGAUCAGCAUGUUCUGGUGCAGGGUAUACCCAGAUCAGCAUUGGGAACGGCGGAGGCACAUCGUCAUACGAGUCGUAAUUUUGUUCUACAGCCGCAGGAUGCAAAUGGCAAUGCCGCAGAGCCAGCUAGAAAGACCAGUGCAAGGAAUCUAAUCAAGCAACAAGUGGUGGAGGAGCCGGAUGAGAGGCAGUCAAUAGCAGUCGCAGAGGCUAUUGGUACUGGAGCAGCCGCAGGAGUGGCAACUGGAGCCGCUUUAGAGGCUGUAAAACAUAUCACAAAUGAAAGUGAGCAAAGCAAUGAUAAGAUGACGGAGAAGGAGGAGGAAGUUAAUGGAAAUCAAGAAGAGAACUCGCAGAAAAAUGGAACAGAACCUCCAGUACAAGAUCAUGCGGAGGAUCAUCAGGAAGAAGUAAAAGAAGUAAACCAUCCUGUGGCAGUGACGCCCAAGAGAGAACCAUCUCCACCUAUGGAGCCAACUGCUCCACCUGAUGACUCACCCGCUAAAACUAUGGCAUCCCUGGCAAAGCUACCUACACCACCAACUAAAUCUCCCUCUGUAUCUCCAUCGCCGCCCCGUAAAUCUCCAGCAAAUUCCAUGAAAUCUCAAAAAUCGGCAAAAUCUACAAUACAUUUCGAUGAAGCGAAUCCUCACCCCGAAAAGAACCAAAGUGACGACAGUCAAGAGGGAAAACACUUACGUCCACAUACUCCCUAUCCGGAGAGUAGUAGCUCCAGUACACCGACAACGAUUAAGAAGACACCAAUACGCAAUUUCUCCUAUGAGGCAGCCAUGGAUCAUGAUCAUUUGGAGCGAACUUCACCGGAACUGGCAGAUAGCUUGGAGACAGUGGAAGAGCAUCCAAGAACCAUAUCUUCCUCCAAUGCUGCCACUGCAGCCGCCACUAUACAAGUUUCCACGCCCACGCCGCCCACAGAAGAAGAUGAACACUUGGCCGUAGAGAUUACCACCACCAUGGAUUCGCAGGAUAGUGAGAAAGAAGUGAAUGAGAUACGUUUCAUCAACAAUGGCAUUGAUGUAACCGCAAAGGUAGAGGAACAAAUGCCCGAUACACCCCUUAAAAGCUCCAUGGAGGAAGAGGAGGAAGAAGAGCAAGAGCAACAUGAGGUGAUGGAAUCAGUGAAAGAUUCUCAUGAAGAGCAGUUGAUGCUACAAAUGGAAGAGCAUGUGGAUAAGGUAGUAAACGAAUACCAAAAAGAAGCCACUCAAGAAGCAUCAUCGAUUCAAACAGCCAUGCGAAGGGCGGCAAAUGGAGCCAAAGAUGCUGUCGAGGCAGCUGGUGAGCGUAUGGCCACAGGAGCACGCGGUGCUGUGGAUGCAAUGGGCGAUGCCAUGGGAGCAGCUGGCCGUGGUGCCCAACGUAUGGCCAGCGAUGCCAUUCAUGCUGUGGAGCAGGCUGGAAGUAAUGCAGCGAAAGCUGCCACAGAUACCAAAGAUUCGAUGGGCCGUGCCAUGGAUUCAGUAACCCAUAAGAUUUCCAGCGAAAUGUUGGGUGCCAAGGAGAACAUAUCAUCACUGUUUCAGAUAAAAGCAGCACGUGAAGCAGAUCCACACACCACACCAGUGUCCACACCACGUGACGACGUUGAAGAUGGAGCCCCAAAAACUAAUACCACAACUGGAUCUAACGAGGAGGAUGAACGGACGACAGCAUCAGUGAAUUCUAAUCAUAAUUCAGCUGGCGUCAAUGGCAAUGGUAGUAGCAAUCCCUUUGAACCGGACACAGUGUACGAUGAUCCACUGGAUGCUGUAGUAGAGCGUAGCAAAAAAGCGAUGCAGGCAGAUUUGAGGGCCAUGGAAGAGCGUGCCCAGUCCCAUGUCCAGGCAGUUGCAGAGAAGAAGGAAGCAGAAGCUAAAGGAUUUGUCCAGCAGAUGCUCGAUGGGAUGGGUCUAUCGUGCCGCAACGAAAAGGCCGUGCAAAUUGCAAAUGCUGAUGACACUCCACACUACAACAAAAACAAAGUGAAUAGCGAGUUGAGUCUGCACAAUGGCAACAAUCAGCACGGCAAUCAGCAAUCGUCACGAGUAUGCACAAUUUUAUAA